GUCAGCCACGACUAUCAUUGCCUGUCUUUUCUUUUCCCUCUCGGACUCUGUAGACUGCUUACUACCUUAAACUCCCCCCCAAACUGGGUCUCCGCCCCGCCAAUCGGCUGACUUGCGCCUCACCACGCACGCACUCUCUCUCUCUCCCUACCCUCACGCCCUUCCUCACCCAUUCCCUUCUCACUCCCCUCCCUUUCCCCCCCCCCUAUACUCCUCCCGGUCUAGUCCGAUCCUACCUAUCUAUCGAUCAACCCUCUGCCAAUCUGCACCUCCAAUAGUCGUGGCGGUUUAUUUUUCCUCUCUGCAUCCGAUCUGCUAGGCAGAGGACUGUCGGACUGCUUGCUGUCGGACCCGCGUCGUCCGUUUCACCAUGCGGCACCACCCAGCCGGGUCCGAAAUGUUCCUCAGCUCUCCUCUUCCCCUGCCUUUGCUGUAUUCCUCAUGGGUUACACACCGGGGCCUGAUCACCGCACUGACCGGAGAGUAAUUCAUUCUAGUCCAUGAGCACAUUUCUAGGCGACAUGCGGAGUGACAAGACCAAGAAAACUACCUAAGAAAUCACUAGACGUGCGCAAGAGCCAACCGCGCAGCCUGAAGCAGUCACCAGCAAACUGGGGCUGGACUCGAGACUAUCGCCUCCAGUAUUAAAUUUUCUAUCCCCCCCAGGUUGCCAAGAUACUUGGCUCUGCAGCAUGCAGCAACAGAGACGCACUUAAUGUCGGCGAUGAGAGUCCGCACUGCAGCUGCUGCCCUGGUCCGUCUGGGCCAUCUGGGUCUUGUCUCUCCAUCGGCUUCUCCGUCGGCUGGUCAGCCAUGCACUAUUGCCUAUCUCAUCAUCACUGACCAUCAUCACCCCCUCUCUCACCUCAUCCGCGAUAAGUCCCGGAAGCCAAUGCACUCCGGUUUCUCCGCCAUUCAGCAGGCGUGCUAGAACCCGCCCUGCCGCCGGCAGCAACAGCUAACAGUGACUCCGUGGAUGGGAUGCCGUUUAACUUCCGGCGCAUCAGCCGAGCCCUGGCAGUCUAUCGGUGCAGAUCUGCUCCCUCGGCCAAGCGCCAAUCACGUCCGAUUCAUCCCAUUCCUCGUCCAGCUGGCGUACUCCGGAGGUUGAUUGCUCGCUCGCUCUCAGUUGGCCACCAAACUUACUCGUCCCCCUCCUUCACCCUCCCUCCUCUGCCAAUGCUACAGAGUACUUGGCUAGGCUACUAUCUUCUCAGCUGGGUGAAGAACAACGGGCCCCGUGCGUGAUGAGCAAAAGCGUCUGACAUGCAGCAACUGCAGUAUACUGGAGCCCGCGGCUACCGAGGAACUCGUGCUCGUGUGCCACCACAUCGAAGUGAGUUGAUGCGUCUUGUCCAUGCAGUGUCGGCGUGGCCUAAAGUACGGGCCAAACCUGUCUGACUUCAUCCCACACUCUUACCCCCUCCCUCAUUCUCCCCUGGUUUAGCCCAAUAAGGAAAUCACUUAGUCAAUCAAUCCUGCCAUUACCGGCGCGUAAUCUGAAACUACGCGCGGACUGUCUCUUACUCCCCUCGCGGUGGGCGGCCCAGCCAGCCCCAUCCUUACUAGGUUUAGCUAAUUACUGGUCAUUAGCCCUGUACGGGGGAGGGGCGGGAAAACAAAAAUGCGAAUAAUAGAAUAAAUUUAAUAAAGAAAAAGAGGGGGGGGAGCUUAUCUAGGCCCCUGCUGCAUUGCAUUCGGACAUUUUUCGACUUGUCACAGGCACAAAUCAUAGUCCGCCGAUGGCGUCGAUUGACCAUUUUCUUUUCUUUUCUCGGCGCUGGGAUGGUGGCCAAGAAAAUUGAAUGGCAAUGGUUCGUUCACCGGAGUAGGGUGUACGUGCAUUGUGUGGAUUGACGAUGAUUCUCGGCCAAGGGCUUGCGUUGCAAUCCCACCAGGAGGGGAAUGUUGCAGACAGUCAGAAAGCAAAAGAAGUAUUGGAGGGAAAAAAACAAUUCUUGAAAAAUGAU
Messenger RNA from Aspergillus welwitschiae, 1970 nucleotides. RefSeq lists its product as uncharacterized. The record is from RefSeq and is a predicted model, not a curated record. Lineage: Eukaryota; Fungi; Ascomycota; Eurotiomycetes; Eurotiales; Aspergillaceae. Bases 982 to 1248 code for a protein of 88 amino acids. The transcript has 2 exons.